AUGGCAGAGAAAAGAACAUGGGUAUUGGGUAAUGAUCUAAUUACGAUUGAUCAAAAACUAGUGUAUAUCAAUCACGAACAAGUAACUUGUCGCAGAGGAAAAUACAAAACGAUUAUAUUCCAACACGAUGAUAGUAGCUAUGUCAUUACAAAGGGAUCUGCAAGCAGCAAUUGUAAAGACAGACAACUGUACAAAAAUAGAGUCAACGUCGUCAGUGGCAAGCGAAUGGAGCUGGACAAAUUCAAUCUUUGCAACCAACGACUUUCAUUCCUCGUCUACUCUUGUAUAUAUAUCAUACCUAUCCCAAUACUCAUCGGUAUAGUUGCAUUCUCUUCACAACAUCAAAAUAAAACUAUAUUUGCUAAAUAUUAUUAA
This is a messenger RNA of Cavenderia fasciculata, 375 nucleotides long. RefSeq lists its product as uncharacterized. Lineage: Eukaryota; Evosea; Eumycetozoa; Acytosteliales; Cavenderiaceae. The record is from RefSeq and is a predicted model, not a curated record. The coding region runs from base 1 to 375 and encodes 124 amino acids. The transcript has a single exon.